AUGAAUGUUGCUAUGGAAUCUGAAAUACUGUACAUAAAUGACGAUCCUUGUCCACACCAGGUUAUCCCUAUACCUGGAGAUGGUUCAUGUUUGUUUCAUUCUUUAUCAUUCUCUAUUUAUGGGAAUAUUGAGUCGUCGUAUGACAUCAGGCGUGCUAUAGUCGAGCAUGUGGUAGCGCAUUGGAAUGAGAUGCAACUUUAUACUUGUGACGAGCAUGGAGACCCAUACAUUAACGCUGAUCUCUACUCGACGGAAAUGCUGAAAAGUACUACCUACGGUUCUUUAUGCGAACUUAAAGUGGCCGCUGCUUUAUAUCCAUUUACUUUCGAGGUCUAUGAAAAUGGCCGUUUGAGAGGAUUAUUCGGUGGUGAUCCUGGGAAACCAGUGAAACGUUUACGAUUCUCUGGUAGUUUCUUAGGAGGUCAUUACGAAGUGCUCCUUCCUUAUUCUACGUCCUCUGGACUAUCUCCUAAUAAUUUAUUAAACAAACAUACUGAAUACUUACCUAAAAAGGGAGGAAGACCUAAAAAGGUUAAUAGAGGAAAACCUAAAACUUCUAAGCUAUCACGUUCUCAACAAAUCAGAGAAGCAGCUGCUCGUUAUCGCCAAAACACUCCUGAAAAACGCAAAAAGACAUUGGCACGUUACAGUUCCUCACAUCCGGAGGUUAACAGAGCAUCUGUAGUGCGUUACACUGCUUCUCAUCUGGAAGUUAACCGAGCAUCUGUAGAGCGAUACACUGCUUCCCAUCCGGAAGUUAACCGAGCAGCAGUAGCACGUUACACUGCUACUCAUCCGGAAGUUAACCGAGCAGCAGUAGCACGUUACACUGCUACUCAUCCGGAAAAACGUCGAGAAGCUGCAGCACGUUACAAAGAUUUACAUCCUGACGUUAAUCUCGAAUCUGUCCGAAGGAAAAGAUUAAACGAAAAAUUACAAUUUCGACUAAAAAAUUUGGAAAAAUUUACUCAAGCAUUAACAAAUAAAAUUCAGGACAGAUUAGAAGCAGAAAAACUAAUUAAAUGGGUAGUUCACAGUAGACAGCAGGCUCUAGUUAACUUUAGUAAAACUAUUGAUAGAUUAAAAGAUAAAUUUAAAAUAUCGUUAGAAAAAUUGAACGCAUGCCCUGCAGAUAGUAUUUUACAUGACAAGUUAGAAGCUUUUCUGGGAAAAUCGGAGCAUAGAAAUAACCAAGAGCCAUAUUACGCACAAGAAGCAUACAAAGUGUUUGAAACUAAAGAUAAAGCUAUCGCAAUUGACAACACAGGAAAAGCAGUCUUUGGGAAUGUCAAAAAACAUGGCAAAGGUCUAGUUUGGUCUUGUAAUGAUCUAUGCACACUAGAUGAGAACGUCAUUGUACAACUAAGGACAAUUUUCGAAAACUUAGCAAACAAAACUGCCGUCCAAUAUUAUGCAUUAAUUGAACAAGAAAAACUAAUAGAAUUUUUAAUUAAUAUCAAUACUUUUAAACCGCAUUUUCCUCGCUUACGAACCAUUUCAAGAGAAAUGUAUCAAAUACAGAGCAUUAGUAAUCUUUUAAAAGAUAUUGAUGCAUCAUUAGAAAAAUCUGACGUAGAAAAAAUUAAAAAAUAUGGAAAACAACAAAAUAUUGGCAGCAUUGCUAUGGAAAAUGAAGAGUCACAUGAAAUCUUAGAAGAUGAGGUCAUAGAUAAACAUAAGGCCGCGUUCAAAUCUUUAAAAUUAAAGUGUCUUGAUACUCCAAAAACCGAGUGCAUGUCAUAUGCGGUAAAGAAUGUUUCUGAAAGACUUCAAAUACCUAUUUCAGUAUUUAAUCAUAGAUCGAUAAAUAUAUAUAUUGACCACACAAACAUGCACGAAGGUCGCGGACUUAUGCUGAGUUUGUUUGUGCCGCCAGCGCCACACGCACCGGUUCGUCACACACCGGUCACGCCAAGAGGGAAGGUUCCAAGUAGCGCGAGGCGCGAGCGCCGAGCGCUCAGUCUCUACCGCAGUAAC
This is a messenger RNA of Brenthis ino (lesser marbled fritillary), 1977 nucleotides long. NCBI's taxonomy places the organism in Eukaryota, Metazoa, Arthropoda, Insecta, Lepidoptera, Nymphalidae. The record is from the annotation of a GenBank genome assembly.